ACCGACAAUGUUAAGUGUUUACCUCCGGGCUCCCAAGUUUUAUUGAAUUUUUAGUUUUCUCACAAAAGGAACUCAAAUUGUCAACAAAAUGGAAACCGCCUAGUUGAUUUCUAUAUUUUAGUGAAUGAGUUUUUAUUCAUUCAACUAUGUCUUCAAACGACAGUGACGACGCCAGUGACCUGGAAGCUUGUCCCGCAAAAAAAAUCAGAUUAAGCAAUUCCAACAAUGCUUAUUUAGUGGACUACAACAAGCCGCAUUGUUCUAAAUUUUUACCAGAAUUUGUAGUACAAAAAAAAGAACAUAAUAUCCACGAGACUGAAAGUUAUUACGAUACGAAUAACCCCAGCACAAGCAAUAAUGUAAAUGUAUUUUUUGAAGAAUCUGACUUGGAAGACGAUCGUCCUAUAAAUAAGUUUGACGACAGUGAUAGCGAUUAUGUACAAAUUUCUGAUGGAGAAUUUGAAUUGGAAAAACCGAAAUUUCUUUCAAAAAAUCGGAACAUUCUUAAAAUUAGCGAAGAGAGUGAUUUUAUCAAAGGUUUUAACGAUGAUAAACCAACCGAUAAAAGCCAUGUAGAAGAUUUGAACAACGAUGAAGUAUAUGAUCUGUUGGACGAAGCUUUUAAAGAAAAAAAUGUCAAACCAGAUGUAAACCAAAAGAAAUCUACUAUUACUUCUAAUGACUAUAAAGAAUAUGAAAAAAUUGUAUUGGAAGAAGUUUGCAAAAAUCAUUUUGACAUUUUACCUGAAAAUUGGAUAGAGGCUACUCACAAAAGUGGUAUGCCUAUAUACUUGCACAAAAAAACAAGAGUGGUCACGCUGUCCAGACCAUAUUUCUUAGGGCCUGGAAAUCCUAAGUCGCAUCGAGCGCCUUUGUCAGCAAUUAGUUGCUUACAAUAUAGAAAAGCCCUUGAAGCUCAAGAAAAUAUAACCAGCGAAAUAGAGACCCAGGCGAGUAGACUAGGGGAUAUGAUCAUACCAAACGCCAAAGUCGAAACGGCCCAGGAAAACAUUGUAAAAGAAUCAUUAUCCCACGAGGAAUUACGUGCUUACUGCGAACUACUUUUUAAAUUCAAAAAAGUUAAACAGCUCGACGAUAACAUCCAGGAAGACAAAUUCGAAGUAGGAUACUUGGGCGAUGAGGUAGACUUAAAAACUAUGGAAAGACCUUCGUUGCCAGAUAGCACAAAGCUAAUAUCGUUUCCGUUACAAACUGAAGACGAUAAACGAUGCAGCCGAAAAAGGGAAUGGAUAAUGAAUCCAAAUGGCAAGAGCUUUGUUAGUAUAUUACAUGAGUACUUGCAACAAGCGCUGAAGACACAACCGUGGUAUGAGUUCAAAGAGCUUGACAACACCGAAACGCCCUAUUCUGCGACUGUCAUUCUCAACGAUGUACAGUAUGGCGUCGGUAUUGGAAAUAGUAAAAAACAAGCAAAAUUAAAUGCUGCUCAGGCAACAUUAGAUAUUCUCAUUCCGGAAAUGAAAAGCAAAAUUGAUUCAGAGCAGCGAAAUCAGUCCUAUCCUGUAAUAUUCGACCAAAUCAAAGUGACCGAUCCAAGAAUAACUGAAUUUUGCGCAAAAACUACCGAGCCGUCACCAUACGCCAUGUUACUAGUGUGCUUGCAGAGAAAUUUCGGAGAAUGUGACAUAAGCACACAAUAUAAAUUGAAUAACCGUCGUAGAAUGUUAAAUCAGUGUACAAUGACUGUUGGUAAACAUACGGCUUCGGUGCCGUGCAAGAACAAGAGAGAUGGAAAGCAAAAGGCUUCACAAGUCAUACUAGGAUUGUUGCAUCCUCAUAUCGACAAUUGGGGUUCGUUGUUACGUUUGUACGGCAACCGCAGUAUUAAAAAUGCCAAAGAAAAGAAACAAGAAGAACAAGAAAUCACUCAGUUGCAAAGUAAAGCAGCCGUAAAUCAACCAAACUUUGCUAUACUCAAUAAGCUGAAAGAAGAAAUGUUAAAAACCAAAAAUAAAGCAAAACUGUCUUAUGACCCUGCUGGAAAUUCAUCUAAAUCAAUGCUAGUAACUACGUGCCCUUAUAGUAUUGGUAUGUCAUCAAUUUCAAAGUCUGAAGUUGAUAUUUUAACUUAGAUAAUGCGAUGGUUUUGUAUAAAAUAAUAAUAUUAUCGACAUUUUUUCUAAAAAUAAUAACAAAAUUAUCAAAAUGUUAUUAAAAAUUACUUAGCGUUUACGACAAAUAUCUUUACGAGAAUAAUAUUAAAAAAGCUUGUGAAUUUUGUAAAUUA
Molecule: messenger RNA, 2248 nt
Organism: Adelges cooleyi (spruce gall adelgid)
Lineage: Eukaryota; Metazoa; Arthropoda; Insecta; Hemiptera; Adelgidae
Product: microprocessor complex subunit DGCR8-like
Exons: 3
Coding region: 147-2093 (648 amino acids)
Biological process (GO): primary miRNA processing
Cellular component (GO): microprocessor complex
Molecular function (GO): double-stranded RNA binding; primary miRNA binding; identical protein binding
Source: RefSeq, a predicted model, not a curated record